Messenger RNA from Penicillium longicatenatum, 1056 nucleotides. RefSeq lists its product as uncharacterized. NCBI's taxonomy places the organism in Eukaryota, Fungi, Ascomycota, Eurotiomycetes, Eurotiales, Aspergillaceae. Gene Ontology annotation, cellular component: membrane; TRC complex. The record is from RefSeq and is a predicted model, not a curated record. The transcript has 3 exons. Bases 1 to 1056 code for a protein of 351 amino acids. Gene Ontology annotation, molecular function: molecular adaptor activity; protein binding. Gene Ontology annotation, biological process: post-translational protein targeting to endoplasmic reticulum membrane.
AUGGCCCCCACUGAAAGCAAUAAGCGCCUGGCUCUGGCCAUCAUCGACUUCCUCGGCUCCAGCCUCAAAGAUGGCACCUUGACCGCCGACGAUACCGAGUCGAUUGAGAUCGCCCAGUCCUGCAUCGCUGACACAUUCAAGGUUGAUCCGACCGACGAGGCCGCCGUGAAGGAGGCUGUUGGUGGACAGUCUCUAGCCAACAUUUACAGCGUUUACGAGAAGCUGCGCAACAAGUCCACCCCUCAGGCCUCUAGCUCCAACGCCCAGGAGUCUCAGGAUGAUAAACCCAAGGCUGGUGCACCCACUGCCGAGUCUGACCGGUUGAAGUCCGAGGGCAAUGCCCUUAUGUCCCGCAAAGAUUACCCCGGUGCUAUCGAGCAGUACAGCAAGGCUUUGGAGAUCGCCCCCGGUAACCCAAUUUACCUAUCUAACCGUGCCGCUGCCUACUCCGCCUCUAACCAGCAUGAGAAGGCCGUCGAGGACGCCGAGCUGGCCGUUGCUGUCGACGCCAAGUACUCCAAGGCUUGGAGCCGUCUGGGUCUUGCCCGCUUCGAUAUGGGUGACUACCACGCCGCUAAGGAGGCUUACGAGAAGGGCAUUGAGGCCGAGGGUAAUGGUGGCAGCGAGGCCAUGAAGCGUGGUCUGGAGACCUGCCAGCGUAAGAUCGAGGAGACUAGCCGAGGUGCUGAGCCCCCCUCAGAGGAGCUGGAUUCUGCCGCUGGUGCCUCCCGCGGUGCCGGUGGUAUGCCCGACCUGUCCUCUCUCGCCAGCAUGUUUGGUGGUGGCGGCGCCGGUGGUGGUGGCGGUAUGCCCGACAUGAGCUCCAUUAUGAGCAACCCCAUGUUCGCUAGCAUGGCGCAAAACCUCAUGAGCAACCCCGAUAUGCUCGGUAACUUGAUGAACAACCCCCGCCUUCGUCAAAUGGCUGAGGGCUUCGGCCAAGGUGGUGGCAUGCCCGACAUGUCUAGCCUUAUGAGUGACCCUAGCCUUGCGGAAAUGGCCCGUAACAUGAUGGGUGGUGGUGCUGGGCGUGGUGCCGGUGCCGGCAACCAGUAA